This is a messenger RNA of Uloborus diversus, 601 nucleotides long. RefSeq lists its product as uncharacterized. The transcript is spliced from 4 exons. NCBI's taxonomy places the organism in Eukaryota, Metazoa, Arthropoda, Arachnida, Araneae, Uloboridae. The record is from RefSeq and is a predicted model, not a curated record. Bases 220 to 588 code for a protein of 122 amino acids.
GCUUAAAGCGGAAGGACAAUUGGGCAGACGAUGAAACGUUUGCCCUCGUAAAUAUAUGGCAUGAGAAUCUUGCAAAUUUAAGAAAAAGUAAACGCAACCGUGUGGUUUAUGAAGGAAUGAGCUGUUCUUUCAAAACAUACGGAUUUACACGGAGUUCUGCAGAGAUCUCGAAAAAAAUACAAAACUUAAACCGGCGUUACAGCAUCUUUAGUGACAGACAUGUCUCUUGAAGAGGACUGCCAGGAAGGUGGAGCAUUACCAAAUCAACUACCUGCUGCAGAUCCAGUAGAAGAUGUUGGUGUCGGUAGUCCCCGGCCUGAACUUCCCGAGCUGGAACCAGUAGCUGGUCCAUCAAAUCAAGAAGAUUCUGUUGCACCCCAGAGACCAAAGAGAAGAAGAGUUGAAGGAGGGAAAAAGACCCGAUUUUUGGGCGAAUUGUUACAAAAAUUCAAUAACAUACAGCAGAAUUAUAACGAUAAUUCGAAAGAAAUGCUGAAUAUAAUGAAGCAAUCUGUAGAAAAUGACGCCAGUAUUAUUGAAGUUUUAAAAGAACAAACAAAUGUGCUGAGGGAUUUGUUAAAUAAAUGAUUUUAAUUUUGUA